UCCCCUCUCAUACAAUUACUUCAAGCCUUCUCUAUUUUUCUUGAGAGACAAACACUAACGCACUCUUUCAAUCCUUGAUAUAAGAAAUGGCUCGUACAAAGCAAACAGCAAGGAAGUCCACCGGAGGCAAGGCGCCGCGAAAGCAGUUGGCCACCAAGGCUGCUAGGAAGUCAGCUCCGGCGACCGGAGGAGUGAAGAAACCUCAUCGUUUCAGGCCAGGAACUGUGGCCUUAAGAGAGAUCAGGAAGUACCAGAAGAGCACUGAGCUCUUGAUCAGGAAGCUUCCAUUUCAAAGGCUGGUGAGAGAAAUCGCACAGGAUUUUAAGACCGAUUUGAGGUUCCAGAGCAGCGCCGUCGCGGCUCUUCAAGAAGCUGCUGAGGCUUAUCUCGUCGGUCUUUUUGAGGACACAAAUCUUUGCGCAAUUCACGCCAAGAGAGUCACUAUCAUGCCUAAAGAUAUUCAACUUGCUAGGAGGAUUAGAGGUGAGAGAGCCUAGAGAAGUAUUAUAAGUUGAAUAUCUGGAUCUGUGUUGUUUUUCAGGGUUUAGGUUUUAAGAUCUGGAAAAACAUGUAAAUCGAUUUGAAAUCUGAUGAAAAUCUCUGUUCUAUCCUUGUUCUAAACAUGAAGUCAAAUCAAUCAACUCUCAUUGAUGCUGAGAAA
This is a messenger RNA of Pistacia vera, 661 nucleotides long. RefSeq names its product histone H3.2. The transcript has a single exon. Gene Ontology annotation, cellular component: nucleosome. Gene Ontology annotation, molecular function: DNA binding; structural constituent of chromatin; protein heterodimerization activity. The record is from RefSeq and is a predicted model, not a curated record. Bases 87 to 497 code for a protein of 136 amino acids. NCBI's taxonomy places the organism in Eukaryota, Viridiplantae, Streptophyta, Magnoliopsida, Sapindales, Anacardiaceae.